AUGGAUCCAAAUAUAAUUUUAAAUUCUAACGAUAAUGACUCCUCAGAAUAUUCAGCAGUUAAUAAUAGUCAAUUAACGUUAGUUUCUUCCGCAACAAUUACGAAUUCCAUUAACAGAAAGAAACACGGAAAAUGUACAAAAUGCGGAAAAAGAAGAAGAUGUAUGGUAGAAAAUCCCAACAUUUGCCAAUUUUGCUAUCUAGGAGUCAGUAGUGGUAUCAAACAUGUAGACGAUUUUAUUAAAGGGACAUUAGUAAAUAGAAUAAAAUUACAAUGGAUUCCUUUUAGAGAUCUUAAAAUAACAAAAAAAAUAGGUCAAGGAGGAUUCAGUAAAGUAUUUAAAGCAACAUGGAAGAGUAGAAAAAUAGUUUAUAAAGAAAAGGGUGUAGAAAAAGUAACUGAAAUAAUUGUUGCAUUGAAAAUUCUUAAUGACUCGAGUGAAGCUGAUCUGGAAUUUUUAAGAGAGCGCCCAACAAUCGAGAAUCUGUUUGAUCAGUUAUAUGUCAAAUACACGCCUAACUAUAGCGAUGUUAAAAAAGAAAAUGAAUUAAUGGUUGAAAAGGCAGAGGAAAAACGCAAGCAGAUGAUCGAAUUAGGAAUUCCUUUUGUAAAAGACUCCGGGAAAGAACACUCUAAUGCCAACUAUACUAGUAGUUUAUUAACCCCAUUGAUAACAACGAUUAAAUCUCGCAUGAGUUCAUUCGAUUCAAGUGGUGGUGAUAUCACUUUUGAUUUUGAAGGCGUGAGAGUCAAAUCCGAGAUUAUUUCCAAAAAACACGAUAGAGAUGAGUGGCAACAGUCAUUGCAAAUAAAAGAGGAGAAUAAUAGUAAAAAAAUUUGUACAAGGGAAUAG
Acaulospora morrowiae is the source of this 852-nucleotide messenger RNA. Lineage: Eukaryota; Fungi; Glomeromycota; Glomeromycetes; Diversisporales; Acaulosporaceae. The record is from the annotation of a GenBank genome assembly.